UGUUAAAUGCAAAAGAAGAGCUACUUUGUUGUCUACUAGACAACACUAUGAGCAAAAACAGAACACAUUGCAAAAGCAUUCAAAGGGAAAAACCAAUUAUACUUCAUUUUCAUGUUGUGAGGCACUUUAUUUUACCAAUGAUUUUCCUUCUGAAGUGGAUAUUGGAAGAAUGAAUAUCAAAUGUCAUCAUUGUAGAGCAUUACAUUUUCAAGGAGAAUGA
Dentiscutata erythropus is the source of this 220-nucleotide messenger RNA. Lineage: Eukaryota; Fungi; Glomeromycota; Glomeromycetes; Diversisporales; Gigasporaceae. The record is from the annotation of a GenBank genome assembly.